Molecule: messenger RNA, 1183 nt
Organism: Orbicella faveolata
Lineage: Eukaryota; Metazoa; Cnidaria; Anthozoa; Scleractinia; Merulinidae
Product: cytochrome P450 3A24-like
Molecular function (GO): iron ion binding; steroid hydroxylase activity; oxidoreductase activity, acting on paired donors, with incorporation or reduction of molecular oxygen
Source: RefSeq, a predicted model, not a curated record
AUGUGCCUACUGAAUGCUGAGAUGCUAGCGGAAGUACUUUUAUUCUCAGGCCAUUUGUGCUACCAACCAAAGUUUCGGGAAGCCUCAGAUGACCCCUCUGUCCCUGAGUCAAAGAAGCUGUCAGACACGGAAGUCCUUGCACAGAGCAUUAUUUUUCUUGCUGCUGGAUAUGAAACGAGCAGUGGAACCCUGAGUCUGACGUGUUACCACAUCGCCACAAACCCUGACGUUCAAGACAAACUGCAGCAAGAAAUUGACAGUGUGUGGACUGAGGAGGAACAGGUGCCGACUUAUGAAACAGUAAAUGAGCUGCCAUACCUUGACAUGGUGAUAUCCGAGACACUCCGGCUCUACCCGCCAGGAUUCAUGAUAUCCCGCGGCUGUACUAAAGCAUGUGCCAUCAAAGACAUUAAGAUACCCAAAGAUUCCCCCAUUCUCAUUCCUGUUUACAGUAUACAAAGAGACCCCGCGGUUUUUCCAGACCCGGAGAAGUUUGACCCAGAGCGCUUUGCACCUUCAGCCAAACAGUCACGCAAUCCUUACAGUUUCUUGCCGUUUGGUCACGGACCACACAGCUGUAUAGGAAUGCGCUUUGCGAAAAUGCAGAUAAGGCUGGUGUUAGCACGAAUGUUAAGGAAAUAUCGCUUGGAAGUCGCACCGGAUACAAAGAUUCCUCCUGACGUAAAAGCCAAGGCGACUUUGGGGAGCCCGGAAAUAAAUCUUAGUAUUGUUUCAAGACCCAAGGAAACAUGACAGCGCAUGUAACUUCCUGGUAACGUUGUCAUGGAAGCGCUCUUGGGGUAAUUCUGUACUAACUGUGUGUAACCCUAUUUGAGUCGUUUCAGCGGACCAUGGGAAAAUGAAUUAUUGGUUUGAAUAAACGAAUAAAAAUGCUAUUUAGCAUGGUGUGAAGUAUUCUACAAUUAUCAUUCACAGCGGAAAAACGUAAUAAGCAUGCGCGAGUUUUGACUGUGCGCCAGGCUCCAAGAUUGAAAAAAUGGCGGGAAUUUCGUGGAUUGUAAAAACUGAAAAGGUCACGAACUUUGUAUGUUUUCCCAAUAUUCCCGGUUAGCAGCAACAUUUUAACGUCACUAAUGGAAAGCUGGUGCCUUGUUUUCUUGGGGAAUCAAUUUUUUUAGGACAAUAAACCUAAAGACGUUUUCGAACCCUUUAUUUCCCCGGG